AUGGUUGGUCUAGGGCCGAGUGAUCAAGGAUGUGAUUCCUUUGAUGUGUGUAUGGUGGUACGUGAAAUUACACCGAGUGCGGUCGGCCGUGAGAGCACCGCACUGAAUGUUGGUAAUGACAUUGUUGGACAUAUGCCAUUUAGUGUGGGCGGCCGUGACGGCACCACGCUUAACGUCGGUAAUGGCGUUGUUGGCGAUUCGACAUAUAGUGUGGGCGGCUGUGAGGUAAUUACAGCUAAUGUCAGUAAUGACAUUGUUGGCGAUACGCCGUAUAAUGUGGACGGCCGUGAGGGCACCACGCUUAACGCCGGUAAUGGCGUUGUUGGCGAUACGCCGUAUAGUGUGGGCGGCCGUGAGGGCACCACACCUAAUGUCUGCAACGGUCUCGUUGGCGAUACGCCGUACAGUGUGGACGGCCGGGAGGGCACCACACCUAAUGUUGGUAAUGACCUUACUGGCGAGACGCCGUUAAAUUUGGGGCUAGGCCCGCAUAAAACACGUGGAGUGGCACGUUUCAAUCCACUGGGUGAAGUGUUCGAGUUAUGUAACACUACACCGGAUGUUGUUCAAGACAAAAGCUCUCGUUUAGAGCUUACUAUGGUUAGUAGUAACCGUGGGGACAACAUUGUCCCGACCCCUAAGGGGUUUAAGUUCUCGAAGAGACGAUCGAGACACCGGAUAGCAACUUUUAAGCGCUAG
Peronospora matthiolae is the source of this 699-nucleotide messenger RNA. NCBI's taxonomy places the organism in Eukaryota, Oomycota, Peronosporomycetes, Peronosporales, Peronosporaceae. The record is from the annotation of a GenBank genome assembly.